AUGUCACUGGUGUUCAUAACAUACGGUCUUUCCAUCACAACCAUCGUCCUCUUUGACCUUGGCGCGUUAUAUCUUGCCUACCGCUCUCAAAGGGUUAAGAAGGACCCUACAGAGUCCUUCUUAACAGCCCGUCGCUCGGUGCCUGAGCACACACCAUCGCCUGGUCCUUCUAUGCCUUUGGUGUUGGCGCCUGGAUCAUCUUCUCCAUGCCUGCAUAUAUCUGGAGAUUCGACACUACACUAUCCUCACGAUCAUUGUUACUCUGGUCAUGCUUUUGGACAUGUUAUCGCCCUCUGUGUGGAGUACACUUCGAUCGGCAACUUGCUUGAUAAGGUCAUCGGUGGCUCUCAGAUGCCUAUCGUUAUCGUGGUCUCUGUUGUCAGCUCCGUGUACACCGCGGCUGGUGGCCUUUACGUCUCUAUUCUGACUGAUGUCGCACAAGGAGCCUUUGGUGUUGCUCCCUUGUUGAUCAUGGUUAUCUACUGUCUGAUACCCCGUACCCUUGUCUUCUUGAUCAACGUUCCGAUCGUGAUUGUCUCGCUCAAGGAUUACAAUAUUGUCAUCCUCUUUCUGAUCGGAUAUCUAGUCUGCACCAGCUGCGCUAUUCCGCUCCUGUUAGGAUUGAUUACUCAACUCGAGAGAAUCGCUACUGGAUGGUCGAUGGUAUCGGGAAUUGUCACCGGAUUCCUUUCGAUUGUCGUCUUUGACUACCUCAAGAAGAGAAAUAUGCCGGAUUGUUUGCAUUACACCUUUGCCGAGCCUUCUGUCGAGAUGGGAAUUCGCAAGGCCUUUGGGCUGGCGUAUCCUAUACCGUUGGCCCUUCCACCCGAGGCUGCGGGAUCUGAGCAUGGCAAGGAAGGCCCUGGAUCUAGAGCCACAUUACUCCAGGAUGUAGAGUAUGCAACGGAGAAGUCUUUCACAUACGAAAGAAAGUGA
Molecule: messenger RNA, 936 nt
Organism: Gamsiella multidivaricata
Lineage: Eukaryota; Fungi; Mortierellomycota; Mortierellomycetes; Mortierellales; Mortierellaceae
Exons: 5
Coding region: 1-936 (311 amino acids)
Source: RefSeq, a predicted model, not a curated record